Molecule: messenger RNA, 270 nt
Organism: Metarhizium album ARSEF 1941
Lineage: Eukaryota; Fungi; Ascomycota; Sordariomycetes; Hypocreales; Clavicipitaceae
Exons: 2
Coding region: 1-270 (89 amino acids)
Source: RefSeq, a predicted model, not a curated record
AUGUCGGGCGUACCGACACGACAAGCCCAGCUUCAGCCAAACUCCCAUGGCGACUCGUCGGACCCGACCGAGAUGGAGCUCCCCGAGACGCCGUCGGACCCUGCGUCGCGUCAGACGGAACAGCUGACUGUUUUCGUCGCCGCGGACGAGCACCGCUGCAAUGGCGGGCGUUUGCAUUUCGUGGCCCUGCCGCCCCGUGAAGGCAAACGCUAUGCCUCGCCGCCUUCCCUUCCCCCCGGUCCCGCCUCCGCCUCAACGCCCGAUGCCUGA